Messenger RNA from Onthophagus taurus, 3616 nucleotides. RefSeq names its product Zinc finger MIZ domain-containing protein tonalli (gene tna). Gene Ontology annotation, molecular function: SUMO ligase activity; zinc ion binding. Gene Ontology annotation, biological process: regulation of transcription by RNA polymerase II; protein sumoylation. The record is from RefSeq and is a predicted model, not a curated record. Gene Ontology annotation, cellular component: chromatin. Lineage: Eukaryota; Metazoa; Arthropoda; Insecta; Coleoptera; Scarabaeidae.
CCACAGCCGACGAGCGGCAGACAGUUGAACGUCGCGCGACGCUGACGACGGACGCGAGAUCGAAACGUUGGAACGGCAGCAACAGUAACAGCAGCUCCCAACAAUAAUCGCGAGAGAGAAUUUAGUUUCAGUGUUGUUUCUUUAAUCUCCUUGUAUUAAUCAUUUUCUUUUUUAUAUCAUUUUUUUUGUAUGUGUAAAAUGUGUGUGAAUUCAAAGUGUAUCAAUAAAAAGUAGAUAUAGCAAAAAGUGUAUUUGGGAUCUUUAAUUUUAAUUUUUGGACAAAGUUUCGAACUGAGGAAGAACAUUUUGAACGAACUGAGGAGUUUUUUUAUUAAGUCUGAUUUUUUCGGGGUGAUCGUUUAAAGGGAAACGGACUUCUUAUGUUUUCCCCAAAACUCAAAUGCUGGAGUAUACAUCCUAUAGAAAUUGGUCGCCCGGUGGCACCACGGCUCAGCAGCAAUUGUCCGUCGUGACCACCGUCUGGGGUGUCACCACGUCGAGCCAGUCGGGGCCCCACGGCGGCGGCGUCGGCGGCGGCGGAGGAGGCUUUUCAAACACCACAAACAACGCCAAUCAACUCAUCAAUUGCAAUCCAACAACCAACCAGCAACAACAAUCACAAUUUAACCCAGUUAAUAUAAAACAACACCAACAACAUACUAAUUAUCAAGCUGGUUAUAGGCAAAGUGGGCCUGGAGCGGGUAGCUAUGGAGCUAAUGGUGGAAUGAACUCUUCGGAAGUUGGUACCUACGGGGGCAACAGCGCCCUUUCAACAGCAGCCAUGGUAGCGGCGGCCACCGCAACGGCAACCGCCACAGCAAGCGUGGUCGCCCUCCAAGAUAAUAAUCAUCAAUUUGGUGCUCAACAAUACAACCAGCAAGUGUACCAACAACGCAUGAUGCCCAUGAACGGGAUGAAUCCAAUGAACUCCAUGAACGGCAUGAACGGAAUGAGCAACAUGAACCCCAUGUCUCCCAUGAACAAUAUGGCCGCGGGUAUGGGAAUGAACAUGCACGCGGGGAACAUGAUGGGGAACAUGGGCCCAAAAAUGGGCGGUCUCCAAGGUCCGAGCAACGCGGCGAUGUAUCAAAGGCGGAUGACGCCGUAUCCUUCGCCGGGGAUGCACAUGACUCAAAAACGAGGCGGGCAAGGAGGAUACUCGAAUACUAAUUGCCCAAGUAUGAAUCCAUUAAAUCCCUCAUUGAAUCCUUCUUUAAACCCAUCGAUGAAUCCCUCCUUGAAUCCUUCUCUAAACCCAUCGAUGAACCCAUCGAUGAAUCCUUCGAUGAACCCCAUGAAUCCAAACUUUAACACCCAAUACCCCGGAUACGGCGCGCGGCAACCGUCAUCGUACCAAAAUCAAUAUCCGUCGCAACAACGACUGGCGAUGAACGCCAGCUUCGGACCGGAAUCGAUGGCUCCAAGAGGCGCGAACACCAUGAGACAGAACACGCCCCCUUACAACCAGCAAGGACAGUAUUAUUCCGGCGGAUCAAUGAGCAUGGGUCAAUUCCAUACCGGCGGGACCUCCGCUCAAUACAUGAACGGAACCAACCAAGUCCAAUAUGCAUCAACGAACCAGUUCCAGCAAGAUGUGAAUAUGAGGAAUAACAUGAGUUACCAGCAUAGCCCCGUUCCGGGGAAUCCCACCCCACCAUUAACCCCCGCGAGCAGUAUACCACCGUAUAUUAGUCCAAACCCGGAUGUUAAACCGAAUUUUAACGAGUUGAAACCACCUCUACCACAAGUACAAAAAGAUGACGAGUUAAGAUUAACUUUCCCAGUUCGUGAUGGAAUAAUUUUACCUCCGUUCCGUUUAGAACAUAACCUAGCCGUCAGUAACCAUGUGUUCCAAUUGAAACCGACCGUUCAUCAAACGUUGAUGUGGCGAUCCGAUUUAGAGCUACAAUUAAAAUGCUUCCACCACGAAGAUCGACAGAUGAACACCAAUUGGCCCCAAUCGGUUCAAGUUUCAGUGAACGCAACUCCCUUAGUUAUCGACCGCGGUGACAAAACCUCGCACAAACCGCUCUAUCUGAAAGACGUUUGUCAACCGGGAAGGAACACAAUACAAAUUACCGUGGCCGCAUGUUGUUGUUCUCAUCUUUUUGUACUUCAAUUGGUUCAUCGUCCAAGUGUAAGAUCCGUUUUACAAGGAUUACUACGAAAAAGACUCCUACCCGCCGAACAUUGUAUAUCAAAAAUAAAACGGAAUUUCAAUAACACUAAUGGAUCGACGAGUUUAAACGAAAGGGAUCGCGAUGCCGUUGAACAAACAGCUCUGAAAGUUUCGUUAAAGUGCCCCAUCACCUUUAAAAGGAUAACAUUGCCGGCGAGGGGGCACGAAUGCAAGCACAUACAAUGUUUCGAUUUGGAGUCUUAUUUACAAUUAAAUUGCGAAAGGGGAUCGUGGAGAUGUCCGGUUUGCAACAAACCUGCGCAAUUAGAAGGAUUGGAAGUGGAUCAAUACAUGUGGGGUAUUUUGAAUACACUAAACAGUUCGGAAUGCGAAGAAGUGACCAUCGAUCGAGAAGCGAAUUGGAAACCGACCAAAAUCAUGGGCACUAACAUAAAAAUGGAGAAUGAAGAGAGCGAGUCGUGCGCUUCGAAACGGCUCAACAAGGCGAUGUCACCCGGAAGUAUGACCUUGCCCACCAUGAACAACUGGGAUAUGUCACAGGCGAUGUCCCCGUACAUCCCGCCGGAUAUGAACAGCAUCGCGAGCGGAUCCAUGAUGAACGGACCACCCACGUACAAUAAUUCCAGAACGAAUCAGUACGAUUUUAGCACAACCGGAAGUGGAAACAACCCUGGCGAUUACUCCGGAGGAAAUGGACCUUUAACGCAUUUAAGUGAAAGUGUUAAUUCACUUGAUCCAUUAAAUGCCAUGGAAAAAAGUCUCAAUGAACAAAUGCCUCAUACACCUCACACUCCACAUACACCCCACACACCUCACACCCCCGGGGGCGGAACACCGGGUUCUGCACACACUCCAGGUGGAGGAACGGGACCUCCAAGUGUACCACCCGCCGAUAAUAAUCAACAAAAUAACUCGUCCGGAAAUAAUAACGGCUCGAACAACGCAAACAACAACAGCAACAAUUCAAACAAUAAUACGAGCAGUGGAAAUUCUGAUAAUUCAGUACCGGAAAUACCGUCGGAUCUUAAUUUUGAUCCAGCGGCCGUGAUAGAUGGUGAAGGAACCGGACAAGAAGCCCUAAACUUACUCCCAGAAAGUGUUGACCCAUUAGAACUAUUAACAUAUUUGAAUCAACCGGAUUUAAAUACACCACCGUCGAGCGGAAGUAGCAGUGGGGGACCCGGAAACACCACCAGCGACGAUAUUCUCGCUUUAUUCGAAUAGAAACCCCAAAAAUUAAUUUUUAAUUAAAAAGAAAAUUGAAAUAAAUUGAGGGCGGAAAAAGUUAUUGAUGAAAAGAGUUCCUGAUCUCACGGUGUAAACGUAAUUUAAAAAAACGUGAGUGACCAGUGUGAUAUAAUUAAAAAAAAAAAUGAGAAAAAAUUAAUUAAUUAAUAAAAAAUGAGGUGAAAAAACUGCAUUAAACGAUUUUCUAAGAAAUGAUUUGGAAAAUCUGAAAACGUGGUGAAAAUUAAA